AUGCAGAACCUGUCACUAAUAGGCAGUCUUACUGAUACAGACACAUCUCGCUGCAUGUCUCUGAAAGACCUAGCAGUUGAAGUAGGUGAUAUGUCUCUUGAUGAAAGUUACUGUAACUUGAAUGAAACAACAAAUAAUGAAGAAAUCCUUAAUCUUGAAGUAAUGCAGCAAAGCCUCCCUGUACUGAAUAGCAAAGAGGGAAGUUGUGAGGGGUUUUUCGAGAGCACUUCCAGCUCCUCAGAACCCAGCAGCUCCUGGGGUGAUUUUGAAGGCUUCAGGGAGUCCUUAGACAAAUCAGAGAGAUUUGAUCAUCAUCUUGAAGUUUUGGUGAAGCCAAAAAGAACUUCUAGAGGUGGCCUGGGCUUAAGCAGCGGACACGGCAGUGCUUUGGCUGGUCAGUUUUGUCCUGGCCCAUCUCUGCACAGUGGGAUGCAGCAGGAUUGUCGCUCUCUAAAUGAGGCAAACUACAGCUAUGAGGAGAUAUUUAAGUUGAGCUUUCCAGAAAUCUUUGUAUCACCAUCCAGAGAGAGCAUAAGAAGCUUAGAACAAGUACUUGAUACAAAUAAUGAAGAUGUUGGGAUUCCUGAACUUAUGAAGAAUCAACUUUG
Pterocles gutturalis (yellow-throated sandgrouse) is the source of this 608-nucleotide messenger RNA. RefSeq names its product chromosome unknown open reading frame, human C14orf79 (gene CLBA1). The annotation marks the transcript as partial. The record is from RefSeq and is a predicted model, not a curated record. The transcript is spliced from 2 exons. NCBI's taxonomy places the organism in Eukaryota, Metazoa, Chordata, Aves, Pterocliformes, Pteroclidae.